This is a messenger RNA of Caenorhabditis briggsae, 207 nucleotides long. The transcript has 3 exons. NCBI's taxonomy places the organism in Eukaryota, Metazoa, Nematoda, Chromadorea, Rhabditida, Rhabditidae. Bases 1 to 207 code for a protein of 68 amino acids. The record is from RefSeq and is a predicted model, not a curated record.
AUGAAAUUUCCGGCUAUUUUCAUUGCGAUUUUCGCUAUUUUCGGAAUGGCUGAGGCCAAUUACGGCGGCGGUGGUGGCGGCAUCGUUAUAGGUCAUAGAGCUGCGGGCUCCAAAGACUUUGUUUUUCAAACCUUCGAGAAUGCACCCCGCGACGCCCUUAAACGAAGACCAACUCGACCAAGAUUAACUCCUCUUCCAAAAAAUUAA